Molecule: messenger RNA, 4367 nt
Organism: Tachyglossus aculeatus (Australian echidna)
Lineage: Eukaryota; Metazoa; Chordata; Mammalia; Monotremata; Tachyglossidae
Gene: GLCE
Product: glucuronic acid epimerase
Exons: 5
Coding region: 230-2083 (617 amino acids)
Biological process (GO): heparan sulfate proteoglycan biosynthetic process
Cellular component (GO): Golgi apparatus
Molecular function (GO): heparosan-N-sulfate-glucuronate 5-epimerase activity
Source: RefSeq, a predicted model, not a curated record
GAUGCUGUGGCCGGCGCUGCUGCCUUCUGGAGCUGCUGGAGCUGCAGCAGCCGCAGGCCCUUCCCGACCCCCAUCCAGCCCCUGCUGCUGCUACCGUUGCUGCUGGUGCUCGGGGCCCGUGCAGGUGUUCAGAUAGAGACUGAUUAUUUGAUUCAAAUCUACUUCGAGUUUGAAAUCAGAGAUGCGAUAGAGUUUGGAGUCUUUCAUUUGAUUAAGGUAUGGUGUGAAUAUGCGUUGCUUGGCAGCUCGGGUGAACUAUAAGACUCUGAUCGUCAUCUGCGCCCUGUUCACUCUGCUUACUGUGCUCCUGUGGAACAAAUGCUCCAGCGAGCGGCCCGCUCACCUCCCGCGCCAGCCCGGCCCCGGCCCCCGGGCGGACGGGCCCGACCAGCGGGCGGUGGCGGCCGCCCAGAGUGCCGGCUAUCCUCACGGCCCCGCCGGCGGCCAGCGGGACGAAGAGGCGUCGCCCCAGGAGCAGCAGAGGGCACCCCCCGUGGCCGGAGCACCGGACGGUCGCCGCGGGCCAGGCCUCAGGUACGAGGAGAUCGACUGCCUGAUCAACGAGGAGCAGACCAUCCGGGGCCGGCGCGAGGGGCCCGAGGUCUACCUGCCCUUCAGCUGGGUGGAAAAGUACUUCGAUGUCUACGGCAGGAUCGCCCAGUACGAUGGCUAUGAGCGCUUCGAGUUCUCCCACAGCUACUCCAAGGUGUACGCCCAGAGGGCCCCCUACCACCCGGACGGUGUCUUCAUGUCCUUUGAGGGCUACAACGUCGAGGUGCGAGACCGAGUCAAAUGCAUCAGCGGCGUGGAAGGUGUACCCCUCUCCACCCAGUGGGGGCCUCAAGGCUAUUUCUACCCGAUCCAGAUCGCCCAGUACGGGCUGAGCCAUUACAGUAAGAACCUGACGGAGAAGCCCCCUCACGUCGAGGUGUACGAGACGGCGGAAGACAAGGACAGAAAUGGCCGGACCAACGAGUGGAUCGUCCCCAAAGGGUGCUCUUUGGUGAGCGUGGCAGACAGAUCCAAGUUCACUAACGUUAAGCAGUUUGUCGCUCCAGAAAGUACCGAGGGGGUGUCUCUCCCGCUGGGGAACAUGAAGGACUUCAUCAUUUCUUUCGAUCUGAAGUUCCAGACGAACGGGAGCGUGUCCGUGGUCCUGGAGACUACAGAGAAGAACCAGCUGUUCACGAUCCAUUAUGUGUCCAACACCCAGCUGAUCGCCUUCCGGGACCGGGACGUGUACUAUGGGAUCGGGCCCCGGACAGCCUGGAGCACGGUCACCCGGGACCUGGUCACGGACCUGCGCAAGGGCGUGGGCCUGUCCACCACCAAGGCGGUCCGGCCCACCAAGAUCAUGCCCAAGAGGGUGGUGCGGCUGGUGGCCAGGGGGAGGGGCUUCCUCGACAACGUCACCAUCUCCACCACGGCCCACAUGGCCGCCUUUUUCGCCGCCAGCGACUGGCUGGUGAGGAACCAAGAUGCCCGGGGCGGGUGGCCCAUCAUGGUGACCCGCAAGCUGGGGGAGGGCUUCCGGUCGCUGGAGCCGGGCUGGUACUCGGCCAUGGCCCAGGGGCAGGCCAUGUCCACCCUGGUCCGGGCCUACCUGUUGACCAAGGACCGGGCCUUCCUCAGCGCCGCCCUGAGGGCCACCGCCCCGUACGGGCUGCCGGCGGAGCAGCGGGGUGUGAAGGCCGUCUUCCUCAACAGGCACGACUGGUAUGAGGAGUACCCCACCGCCCCGAGCUCCUUCGUCCUCAACGGCUUCAUGUACUCCCUCAUCGGGCUCUACGACCUGAAGGAGACAGCCGGUGAGAAGCUGGGCCGGGAGGCACGCGCCCUGUACGACCGGGGCAUGGAGUCCCUCAAGGCCAUGCUCCCCCUAUAUGACACAGGCUCGGGCACCAUCUACGACCUGCGUCACUUCGUGCUGGGCACCGCCCCCAACCUGGCCCGCUGGGACUACCACACCACCCACAUCAACCAGCUCCAGCUGCUCAGCACCAUCGACGACGCCCCCAUCUUCAAGGAGUUCGUCAAGAGGUGGAAGAGCUACCUGAAGGGAGGCCGGGCGAAGCACAACUAGAGUGGCCCAGCCGAACCUUCUGGGCUCCCCUGCUCCCUCUCCCCCUCUCCCUCACCUCAACGUGGGGCCAUUCGGAUGGGCCUCCUUCCGGGCCUUUUCUCCAAAAUGGCCCACGAGAACCACGCCCAGGGCCGUCGGGAAGCAUGGACGGCAACCAGCGCAGGAGCGAGCCGGGUCGAGCGGACGAAGGCGGGCCCGGUGCCCCUUGUCUACCGGACUUCUGGCGGGGACUGCCGUCUCCCCAAGAAACCGGGCGCUCGGGUGCCGGGGCGGGCCGGAAACCUGAGUCCGUGGCCUCUUCCGAUUCUGACCUUGUACUUGGGUGUACGUUGAGGGCCGAGUAACAAAUCACGCGAUGUGAUCCAGCGAGCGUGGAUCAAGGUGUCACCCAGGGAGAGGACCGGGCUCCACUUUUCAAAAGAUGUUCCUUUUCAGCCGACCGUCAGUCUCUCACGAGAGGGACGGGAAGCGGAACGUUUAUUCAAUCCGCAGCUCUUUUAAGCUUAGGGUUUUCUUUACCAAGUUUCAAGGGAAAACCCAAGGUCUGUAUUCGGGCUUCAGAGUUCUUUAACGGAAGCACAACUAAAAGUGAAGCUAGUCGACUGCCCAAGAUUUGCGGAUGCACCAUCUCUUUUGCGAAACUCCACCUGACAGGCGCUGGAGAUUUGAUAAUUGUUCCACAUUCCCUCCCGUCCCACCCUUUCCCUCCAACCCCCUGUUGUGAUGGGUGUUUUUUGUUGUUUUUUUUUCUCUUUUUGGUUAUAGUCUGGAAUUUUGUAUUGUAUUUCAAAUGACGUCUGAGAGUUCGGAAUAUUUGGGGGAAACUUUAUUAUUACUCCAGAUUUGUAAAUGGGGCUCAUUUCUGUAGCUCAUGGUGAAAUUUUGUUUCCACUGAUUUAUAUCGGUCCGGGUAUUUUUAUGUUUCCGUGUCGCAGUUAAUUUGCGGGGCUUUUUGUUUUUGUUUUUUAAUCAGAGCUGUUGGGUGGUAUUUAUAUAAAAACAAAUCUAGAUGAAGCAUUUUAAGUGGAAAAUGCCUCUGGGCAUUGGCAUUCUUUGCUCAUCCUUGGGCAUCAACGUCCUAGGCUGUUGGCUUACAUAAAAUGAAAUGUUUCUUUUUUUGUAUCUUUCAAUCUGAAUUAUUUCAAACUGAGGGCAGGAGGUCGGAAGAGAAACGUCUGGGUUUACCUGUGUGAGGGGCACCCGACACGUCUCUGUCCCGCUAGCAUCCCCUGUUCCGUGUCACAUGAACAGCUUUUGUGGCGCACACCUGAGACCCAGCAUGGGAGUCGAACCCUCUGAUUGGAAGGGAAAAUCACAGGCUGCUCUCAGUGUGACACUUCGGAAAUCCCUUUUGGCCGGUUUAAAUUGUAACUUCCGUAGUCACAGGUUAGCCGCAUGCUCUAGUGUGGGUAAUCCACUGUGACACCAACAGACACUAGUCAUUCAGUCCACAGUCCCAGGGAAAUAAAGUCAGACAAAAGAUGGGGUCAUUUAGUCACGAGUCCUGCAAGAUGGCCACCAGCUGUGUCUCAGCCAUCCCUCAGAACAGAGAGCUACUUGUAGAGUAGAACGAGUCUGUGGUUCGGAGCCCGGGGUGUCGAGGCAGGGAGGAAGGGCAUUUGCACUGAGGACAGGGCGGACCCGGGAGGCGAUGGGGUAAUCGUGUGGAGGAGGGAUGACCAACCACGUUGCUUCGCUUAGCCUAGAGUGGAAGGAAACCAAUCUGGGGGGCCGUGGGGGGGUUCUGAACUGAGCCCACUGGGAGGAUGUCAAAGUGGAAACCCCCUGACCACCUUGGUCUCGCCCUUCCCUCGCCCCCUCUAUGCUCCUCUGGAUCCGUCCCCACAUUGGGGUGCUUCUUCGGUGACCUGUGACCAGUGCCUUAAUUGGGCCCAGGCCCUUCCCCGGAAAGGAGGGGGCCACUGGGAGAGAAUCAUCUGCAAUCCCUGCUUGCAGUUUCUGCCCCAAAGGCCCCACUUUACAUUCCGUAGUGUGCAGGCGGCUCCCUCCUCUCCGCUCCGAACAUGAGGGAAAACGGAGCCCUGGUCAUUCAGUCCUCUGGCUUUCCUCAAUGUCUCCCCUCCCCCUCCCCCUCCACCAUGUGUGAGAGGGAGAGAAAACACCUCGGGUGUGGGUGGUCCCCAUCUUCAGAGCUUAGAGAAAGGCAGGGGUCAGCGGGGAGGGGAGUGGCGUCCCCACUAGCCUUGGGUUUUCAGUCAUUCAUUCAAUUCAGUCAUAUUUGUUGAGCGCUGUGUGCAGAGCACUGUACUAAGCACUUGGGAGA